CCGUGCGCGUGGCGGGACGGCCGGGCUCUCUGAGGGCGGAGGUAGGGCAGGAAAUGUCAGGCUGUCCCCGCCCUGUGCCCCGUGUCCCGGGCCGGGUGCCCGACUGCCUAGCUGUUGGGUGGGCGCCCGGGACGGACUCAGAGUCGGGACCGCGAUGGCACCUGCCGCGUCAAGGCUGCGGGUGGAAUCCGAGCUCGGGUCGCUUCCCAGGCGAGCGCUCGCCCAGUACUUGCUGUUCCUAAAGCUCUAUCCUGUGCUCACCAAAGCAGUCAGCAGUGGCAUUCUGUCAGCCCUUGGAAACCUUCUGGCCCAGAUGAUUAAGAAGAAGCAGAAAAAAGACGCUCAAAGUCUAGAUGUCAGUGGGCUUCUCAGAUACGUAGUUUAUGGGUUGUUUGUCACAGGUCCACUGAGUCACUACCUCUACCUCUUCAUGGAAUACUGUGUCCCUCCUGAGGUUCCCUGGGCCAGAGUCAAGAGGCUCCUGCUGGAUCGCCUGUUCUUUGCCCCAACCUUUCUGCUGCUGUUCUUCUUCAUCAUGAACUUGCUGGAGGGGAAAAACGUCAGUGUCUUUGUUGCCAAGAUGAGGAGUGGCUUCUGGCCUGCACUGCAAAUGAACUGGAGGAUGUGGACACCCUUGCAGUUCAUUAACAUCAACUAUGUGCCCCUGCAGUUCCGGGUGCUCUUUGCCAACAUGGCAGCUCUGUUCUGGUAUGCCUACCUGGCUUCUCUGGGGAAGUGAUGUCAGAUACACCGUAUCUGGGGAGACUCAACCACCAGCAGGAGAGAGCAGAAUCCAUCAUUAAGGACACCAUCUGACUAAAUUAUGUGAUUUCAAGAUGCCUUAAAAUUACAGAGAGAGGAAGUGCGUGAGUGUCAGAACCAUGUGCUUUAGACAGACAGCACCAGUCUGGGCAGAGUUCAUCUUCGCUGUUGCUGUAAACAAGGUAAAGGUUAAUAAACAGUGAUACGGCUGUGUCCA
Grammomys surdaster is the source of this 979-nucleotide messenger RNA. RefSeq names its product peroxisomal membrane protein 2 (gene Pxmp2). The transcript is spliced from 5 exons. Lineage: Eukaryota; Metazoa; Chordata; Mammalia; Rodentia; Muridae. The record is from RefSeq and is a predicted model, not a curated record. Bases 155 to 739 code for a protein of 194 amino acids. Gene Ontology annotation, cellular component: membrane; cytoplasm.